Molecule: messenger RNA, 1232 nt
Organism: Annulohypoxylon maeteangense
Lineage: Eukaryota; Fungi; Ascomycota; Sordariomycetes; Xylariales; Hypoxylaceae
Product: SET domain-containing protein
Exons: 2
Coding region: 36-1232 (398 amino acids)
Molecular function (GO): protein binding
Source: RefSeq, a predicted model, not a curated record
UGUAAUUGGAUUCGCCAUACACUAUUGUCCUUAGCAUGCGCUCCACCAAUAUCUACGGCUUCCUGGCCUUCGUCGGGGCAGCCGCUGCAUCAGCCACACAAACUGGAAUCUGCUUAUUGAGCCCAUUGAAAAAUUUGGAAUACCAGACAUGUGCUAGUUCAAAUUCGGCGCAAAAGUGGGCUGGCCAUUCUACGACAUCGCAACCUUCCUGGGAAGGCCCGGAGAAUUGUGUGAAUGGGACAUGCAUCUUCUCAAAUAGGGGACUAGGGGAGGGUAGUGUACUCCUCACGACGGAAAGGAACGCGCGCAUUGCAGGCAACUUCCCAACGGUGGCCGGUCCUACGGUAGCUGUUCAACCUUUCCAUGUGGUAGAUGUUCCGGGUAAAGGGAUUGGCGUUAUUGCUGAUAGGAAAAUACGUAAAGGAGAGGUCAUUCUAGUGCAGCCUCCGACACUAAUGGUUCAGACUACUCCUCACGUGGAAAUGGAACGAGGGACACUAGACGCACUUUACAGCCUAGCUAUGAAGAAGCUCCCCAGAAAAGGACAUGAGCUAUUCAUGGGACAGAUGGGUAGAGAUAUCUACGAUAAGAUAGAGAUAAACUGCUUUCAGUUGUACAUCGAUGGGGAAAAUGAGUCCGGCAGUCACUUAGGAUGCUACCCAGAGGUAUCCCGGAUCAAUCACGACUGCAGACCAAAUAUCCACUACCGCAUAACUAACAUGACUCAUACGACAGUUGCCGCCCGUGACAUCUUGCCAGGCGAGGAGCUAACGAUUAGUUACAUCGACCUAAUGCUCUCGCGUGAAGAACGUCGCUCCCGUUUGUGGAGAUGGGGAUUUGAGUGCUCCUGUUCGCACUGCAGUAUGAGCGAUCAUGAGGCCGCGGCGUCAGAUGCAAGACUCCUGAGAAUUGAGGAGUUGGAGAUGGCUCUUGAGAAUUUCAACGAAACAGUUGUGACCGCCGAGACAGGUGCAGAAUUGGUAGAGCUCUACGAGAAAGAGAGAUUGGACAUCUAUCUUGGACAAGUGUACACGCGAGCGGCGUUAAACUUUGCUCUGUUCGGGGAGGAGGAGAAGGCGCGGAAAUAUGCGCUCGCUGCGGUGGAAGCGGUCGAACGAGAGUCGGGCCAGAAUGCCAGCGACGCAAAGGCUAUGAGAACCCUAGCGGAAAAUCCGAGGGCACAUUGGACUUGGGGAAGACGGAGGAAAGGGAAAAAUACCAAGGGAAAGUGA